Molecule: messenger RNA, 7323 nt
Organism: Bufo gargarizans (Asiatic toad)
Lineage: Eukaryota; Metazoa; Chordata; Amphibia; Anura; Bufonidae
Gene: ITSN1
Product: intersectin 1
Exons: 39
Coding region: 187-5322 (1711 amino acids)
Biological process (GO): endosomal transport; intracellular signal transduction; positive regulation of Rho protein signal transduction
Cellular component (GO): plasma membrane; cytoplasm; clathrin-coated pit
Molecular function (GO): guanyl-nucleotide exchange factor activity; protein binding; molecular adaptor activity
Source: RefSeq, a predicted model, not a curated record
UCCAUUCUAGUCACUACCGUAGGCGCUGGGAGGUGCUGCGGGUGAGGGUCGCUGUGCCGCCUGUCCUCUGCCCACCACGGCUCAUGCUGCACCGGGACGGCGCGCUCUCUGAAUGAAUCCGGGGGACAAACGCUAACGGCACGGACGCUAUGAGGUACCAUCUAGGAAGCUGAACGGAGCACAGUCAUGGCUCAAUUUGCAGCUGCGCCAUUUGGGGGGAAUUUGGACAUCUGGGCCAUAACUGUGGAGGAAAGAGUGAAACAUGAUCAGCAGUUCCAUGGGCUCAAUCCAACGGCGGGGUAUAUUACCGGAGACCAGGCCAGAAACUUCUUCCUCCAGUCUGGGCUGCACCCGCCCGUACUUGCACAGAUAUGGGCAUUGGCUGACAUGAACAAUGAUGGAAGGAUGGACCAGCUGGAGUUCUCCAUAGCUAUGAAACUGAUUAAACUGAAGCUGCAAGGCUACCCCCUGCCCUCUGCGCUCCCCACCGCCAUGUUGAAGCCACCAGUCGCCAUACCGCCUCCUUCAGGCUUUGGUAUAGGCGGAAUUACUGGUAUGCCGACCCAUGCUUCUGUCGCCCCUGUGCCAAUGCCUCCCAUUCCAGUUGUAGGGAUGUCCCCUCCUUUAGUGUCCUCUGUUCCUGCCGCAGGAGCGCCACCCCUGGCUAACGGAGCGCCAACCGUAAUCCAGUCUCUUCCUGCUUUUGCUCAUUCGGCCACAUUGCCAAAGAGUUCGUCAUUCGGCCGUUCUGGUGCCGGCGCCCAAAUAAACGCUAAGACCCUGCAGAAAGCCCAGUCGUUUGAUGUGGCGGUGACUCCUCCAGUGCCAGAAUGGGCCGUACCUCAGUCUUCGCGGCUGAAGUAUCGACAGUUGUUCAACAGCCAAGAUAAAACUAUGAGUGGCCAUCUAACAGGUCCUCAAGCAAGAACUAUACUUAUGCAAUCUAGUUUACCGCAGGCCCAGCUAGCUACAAUAUGGAAUCUUUCUGACAUUGACCAGGAUGGGAAGCUAACAGCUGAAGAGUUUAUCUUGGCUAUGCACUUAAUAGACCUCGCUAUGUCCGGGCAGCCGCUGCCGCCUGUUCUGCCUCCAGAUUACAUCCCUCCAUCUUUCAGGCGGGUUCGUUCUGGUAGCGGCAUAUCCAUGAUGAGCUCGGUGUCUGUAGAUCAACGUUUACCCGAAGAACCAGCGGAGGAGGAGCCGCAGCCGGCCGACAAAAAACUGGCAGUGACAUUCGAAGAUAAAAAGAGGGAGAACUUUGAGCGUGGGAACCUGGAGUUGGAGAAGAGGCGGCAGGCUCUACUGGAGCAGCAGCGCAAAGAGCAGGAGAGAUUAGCCCAGCUGGAGAGGGCCGAGCAAGAGAGGAAGGAGCGGGAGCGCCAGGAGCAGGAGCGAAAGCGCCUACAGGAGCUGGAGAAGCAGCUAGAAAAGCAGCGCGAGCUGGAGCGGCAACGAGAAGAGGAGCGGAGGAAAGAAAUCGAGCGGAGAGAGGCUGCAAAGCGAGAACUAGAACGUCAGCGACAACUGGAGUGGGAAAGGAAUCGGCGCCAGGAGCUCCUGAAUCAAAGAAACAAGGAACAAGAGGACAUUGUGGUCUUGAAGGCAAAGAAGAAGACUCUCGAGUUUGAGCUGGAAGCUUUGAAUGACAAAAAGCAUCAGCUGGAAGGAAAACUUCAAGACAUCAGAUAUCGUCUCACUACUCAGCGGCAAGAGAUAGAAAGUACGAACAAGUCCCGAGAGCUGAGGAUUGCAGAAAUCACACAUCUACAGCAGCAGCUUCAGGAGUCUCAGCAGCUGCUUGGAAAAUUGAUUCCUGAGAAGCAGAUACUGAACGACCAGCUAAAGCAGGUUCAGCAGAACAGUUUGCACAGAGACUCCCUCCUUACACUAAAGAGAGCCUUGGAAGCCAAGGAAAUCGGUCGCCAGCAGCUCCGAGAACAACUGGAUGAAGUGGAGAGAGAAACCCGGGCAAAACUUCAAGAGAUCGAUGUCUUUAACAACCAGCUAAAGGAGCUGCGGGAGAUGCACAGCAAGCUGCAGCUGGAGAAGCAGAAGGACAUGGAGGCUGAGAAGAUGAGGCAGAAGGAGCAGGAACGUCGGAUGUUUGAGCUGGAGAAGCAGAAGGAGGAGGCUCUCAGGAAGGCACAAGAUCAGGACAAGCAAUGGCAGGACCGCGUGAAGCAGGAAGAGGAGCCUCCGCGACACAAAGUGCUGCCAGAUGAGCAGAAGCUGAAGAGGGAGGAAUCGUUAAAGAGGAUGGAGGAGGAGAGGAGAUUGGAGAUUCAGGAAAAAUCCAGCAAGCUUUUCCAGCAGCAGCCGCCGCCUGAGCCGAUGAAGCCUGGAGGACAGGUCCCCUGGACAGGUACAGAGAAAGCGCCACUAACAAUCUCUCAGGGGGACGUGAAGGUCGUAUAUUACCGAGCACUGUAUCCUUUUGAUGCAAGAAGCCAUGAUGAAAUCACCAUCCAGCCUGGGGAUAUAAUCAUGGUUGAUGAGAGCCAAACUGGAGAACCAGGAUGGCUGGGGGGUGAACUGAAAGGGAAAACGGGCUGGUUCCCCGCCAACUACGCCGAGAGACUUCCUGAAAGCGAGUUUCCAAGUACAGCAAAGCAAGCCGCAGACACUACAGCCAAAACUACUGUCCACUUGACCCCGUCCACAGCCACAUCAGCAGCUUUUACAGAUUCAUCUACAAACGCCAACAACUGGGCAGACUUCAGCUCCACGUGGCCAACUAAUAAUGAGAAGGCAGAGACCGAUAACUGGGACACGUGGGCAACCCAGCCUUCACUGACCGUACCGAGCGCGGGCCAGAUCCGGCAGCGCUCUGCUUUUACUCCAGCUACAGUAACGGGCUCUUCUCCGUCCCCAGUUCUGGGUCAGGGCGAGAAGGUUGAAGGACUUCAAGCACAGGCAUUAUAUCCCUGGAGGGCCAAGAAGGACAACCAUCUAAACUUCAACAAGAAUGACACCAUCACGGUGCUGGAGCAGCAGGACAUGUGGUGGUUUGGUGAAGUUCAAGGACAUAAGGGCUGGUUUCCCAAAUCGUAUGUCAAGCUCAUUUCAGGUCCCCUUCGGAAGUCUGCAAGCAUUGAUUCAACAUCUUCAGAAAGCCCAGUCAGUUUAAAGAGGGUCUCAUCACCAGCAUUCAAGCCUGCCGUCCAAGGAGAAGAAUACAUAGCGAUGUACACGUAUGAGAGCAAUGAACAGGGGGACCUUACCUUCCAGCAAGGUGAUAUGAUUGUAGUCAUUAAGAAAGAUGGCGACUGGUGGACGGGGACCGUAGGGGACAAAACUGGAGUCUUCCCUUCCAACUACGUCAGGCUUAAAGACUCUGAGGGAAUGGUGACGGCAGGAAAAACAGGAAGUCUUGGGAAGAAACCAGAAAUUGCCCAGGUCAUUGCCCCCUAUGCAGCUACUGGCCCGGAACAGCUGACAUUGGCGCCUGGGCAGCUGAUACUCAUCAGGAAGAAGAACCCAGGGGGCUGGUGGGAAGGUGAACUGCAGGCCCGUGGGAAGAAGAGGCAGAUUGGAUGGUUCCCUGCCAACUACGUUAAACUUCUGAGCCCUGGUACAAAUAAAAGCACCCCCACAGAACCACCCAAACCAGCAGUGUUACCACCCACAUGCCAGGUUAUCGGGAUGUACGAUUACAUUGCCCAGAAUGACGACGAGCUGGCGUUCUCCAAAGGUCAAGUUAUCAAUGUGCUGAACAAAGAAGAUCCCGACUGGUGGAAGGGGGAACUGAACGGCCAUAUGGGUCUCUUCCCUUCCAAUUACGUCAAGCUGACCACAGACAUGGACCCCAGCCAACAAUGGUGUGCAGAUUUACAUCUCCUCGAUAUGCUGAGUCCUGUAGAAAGGAAGAGACAGGGCUAUAUCCACGAGCUCAUAGUGACCGAAGAGAACUACGUGAAUGAUCUUCAGCUAGUCACAGAGACAUUCCAGAAGCCAUUACUGGAGUCCGAGCUACUAACGGAGAAAGAAGUGGCAAUGAUAUUUGUCAACUGGAAGGAGUUAAUCAUGUGCAAUAUUAAGCUACUGAAAGCAUUACGUGUUCGGAAGAAGAUGUCUGGUGAGAAGAUGCCGGUGAAGAUGAUCGGUGACAUCUUGACAGCCCAGUUACCACACAUGCAGCCCUACAUCCGCUUCUGUAGCUGCCAACUUAACGGUGCCGCCCUGAUUCAACAGAAAACCGACGAAGUGCCUGAGUUCAAAGAGUUUGUCAAAAGAUUAGCUAUGGAUCCUCGAUGUAAAGGAAUGCCGCUGUCCAGCUUUAUUCUCAAACCUAUGCAAAGAGUCACAAGAUAUCCGCUCAUCAUAAAAAACAUUCUAGAAAAUACCCCUGAGAAUCACCCCGAUCACAGCCACCUGAAGCACGCCCUGGAGAAGGCGGAGGAGCUGUGCUCACAGGUCAACGAGGGCGUCCGGGAGAAGGAAAACUCAGACCGUCUGGAGUGGAUCCAGGCACAUGUGCAGUGCGAGGGGCUCUCUGAGCAACUAGUAUUCAACUCUGUGACUAACUGCCUGGGGCCGCGCAAGUUCCUGCACAGCGGCAAACUGUACAAGGCGAAGAGCAACAAGGAGCUGUAUGGUUUCCUGUUCAAUGACUUCCUGCUGCUGACCCAGGUGAUAAAACCGCUGGGCUCCUCCGGCACUGACAAGGUGUUCAGCCCCAAGUCCAACCUCCAGUACAAGAUGUACAAGACGCCGAUAUUUCUGAAUGAAGUGCUGGUGAAGCUGCCCACAGACCCCUCAGGGGAUGAGCCGAUCUUCCACAUUUCUCACAUUGAUCGUGUCUACACACUCCGUGCGGAGAGCAUAAAUGAGAGGACUGCGUGGGUGCAGAAAAUUAAAGCUGCGUCCGAGUUGUACAUAGAAACAGAGAAGAAGAAGAGAGAGAAGGCGUAUUUAGUACGUUCUCAAAGAGCAACAGGAAUCGGCAGACUGAUGGUGAAUAUUGUUGAAGGCAUCGAGCUGAAACCCUGCAGAUCACAUGGGAAGAGUAAUCCGUACUGUGAGAUCACGAUGGGCUCCCAGUGUCACAUCACGAAGACCAUACAGGACACUCUGAACCCCAAGUGGAACUCCAACUGCCAGUUCUUCAUCAAGGACCUGGAGCAGGACGUCCUCUGCAUCACUGUGUUCGAAAGAGAUCAGUUUUCUCCAGACGAUUUUCUAGGAAGAACAGAAAUCCGAGUUGCGGACAUCAAGAAAGACCAAGGCUCCAAAGGCCCCGUCACUAAAUGUCUGCUGUUACACGAGGUCCCCACAGGGGAGAUAGUCGUCCGACUAGACUUGCAGUUGUUUGAUGAAACCUAGGGAGAGAGGGGGGCGCACAACCUCGGCCUCUCCCGCCAGCCUCUCAUGAUGGUACAUCGUCGCCAAUCCCGGAUCUAACACCUCCGUUCUCCCAUGGCAGGAUUUUUAAAGUUGGGAUGACCAUUUUCUAAGAAAAUGUCUGUGUUUUAUAUGUGGGAAGUCAUUUUAGAUUUUAGGAUGUCGUUUCUUUCCUUUCUGAACGACCUUCGCUGUGAUGAACACUCCGCCGCGUCGCCGGCUCAGAAAGAACGCUUACAUUCCCAAAAGGCUCAAGCCACCCAGCAAGCCCCCCACCAGCAGCUACGGGGGACAGGCUGGGAUUAGUAGUUCUACUACGGCUAGGAAAUUUGCCUAAUUCAGUCGAGGAUAUUUGACCAAAAUUCACCCGAGACCAAGCCCCGGGGCGUCAUGUUGCCGCUCGUUCGCGGUUUUCCUAUUUUUGGGAGGUUGUACUAAGUGAGCGGCUAACGUUUUCAUGGAUGAUAGCGCCACCUAUCACUAGUUUUAUGAUUAUGUUCAUCACACACAGGUCAGUGGCAGGACACCGCUAAUAUUUUUUUAUGCUUUCAAAAUUUCGUGAUCAGUGGUCAAUGUAGGACACGUUGCGAUUUAAAGGGUAUAUGACCUACUUGGAAUAGCGUGGUGGCGCCAUGCAAGCUGCUACGUACGGUACGAUGCAUCCUAGGGGCAUCCUGUUAUUUAUUUCAGCCCAAUGUCUGGAAGUGGCGGGGGUACAGUUCUCCUUCAGCAGAACCCAAUAACCUUUCAUCAUCCUCUCGACGCCACUGCUAAAAGCAGGCGUCUGAUUGGUUGUGGUACGGAACAGGUCCUAAGGCUGACCAUGGAAGUAAUGAUUUGCCUGGAUCGGGAAGUGUGCGUGUUAACUAAUAAGUAAAAGCAGAAAAAACUUUCCGCAUCCCAGUGGUGGCACCAUGGCCGCCAUGAUGGUCCAGACUUCAUAUUUUAAUGUUUUUAGAGCACAUUGAGAGUUUCCUAAUUCACAGCAUGUUCUAGGUGGGAUGUAGACUCUGCCUGGCAUCAAGCUGAAAAGGACUUGGAAGUAGGAAUGCGGUCUGUUACCUGUUUUUAGCAAAUCAGCGCUGAGGAAAGCAGUCCUAGUGAUGCUGAUUGUCUGAAAGCAGCGGUCACAUCCAUUGCUCCUUCCAUAUCUCCGUUUCAGCCGGAUGCUAGACUCAGUAUACAGCUUCCCAUACUGUGGGAGCUACAGGAUAUAGUGGGAGUUUUUUUUUAGAAGCACAUAUUGGUAUACAGCAAGUAAUGGCGCUGACGAUGUACACGUAUGUGGGGGUUUUACUUAUACAGAGAUGUAUUCUAGUAGCAGUGCGGUGGAUUAUCUGUGCAGAUGGCGCGAUCGCCUUACGAAAUACCUCCAGUGACCAGUACGUGUGUGCAUUCAGCUCUGCUUGCUCACUGUAGCUUAAAGGGGCGUUCUCACCCUAUAAAUCAGGGUGUGUGUCGCUAGGAUUGGCCGGGCGACAACCAAUCCUGAGAGUGAUGGAGGAUUGCAGCCAGCCCCACGGAGCCCCUGCACAGCCAGAGAAGGGGGCAUAGCAGUAAAUCAGCGCUGCAGCUCCUUCAAUUUCAGAAUCAGUGGGGGGAAUUCCCCUUUAAACGAGUUGUAUGAGAUGAUAAAGACAUGGCAGCUUUCUUCAGGAAACAGCGCCACCCUCACCCAUGGAUUGUGUGUGGUAUUGCAGCUCAGCCAUGUUUACGUGAAUGGAGUGGAGCCGCAGGACGGGUUCGGGGGUAAUAGCUGGAAGGGAACAGUGGAGCCGAAGGGGGCACUAAAGAACGAGCUUUCUGCCUCAGCUUUUACUUUAUUUCAUUAUGUUUUGCCUUUUAUGUUUUCCUCUAUUUGUUAUGUAGCAUUUCUUCUUAUAACAGUAUUUCUAAUCUAUUCCAGUCACAAUACAGUAUGGACGGUCCAUCUAAUCUAUCUCAUAUCUAUCCAUUGUCUAUCUAUCUAUCUAUCUUCUAUCU